AUGGCGGAAGGAAGGGAAGGUGAUUGGGAAUGCAGUGGAUGCAGGAACAGAAACUACGCCUUCAGAUCCUUCUGCAAUCGCUGCAAGCAGCCUCGCCUUCUCGUCGACACCAAAACCCCCGCCGACUCCAAAUGGCUCCCUCGUAUUGGCGAUUGGAUCUGUACCGGUUGCACUAACAACAAUUAUGCAUCAAGAGAGAAGUGCAAGAAGUGUGGGCAACCAAAGGAGGUGGCGGCAAUGCCAGCGAUUGCAAUGCCUGGAGCUUCUCUCCCAACUUAUUCACAUUAUUUUGCCAGGGCCCAAGGAGGACUGGACCAAAAGAUGAAUAUCGGAAUAAUGGGCAAUGGUGCUCCCCAACAAUCGCUUCCUCUGAACUGGUCUAUGGCAGGGGCUGAUAAAUACGGAGUUCAGCCACCUUCUUCUUGGUCUGUAGGUGGGAACCAUAAUGCUGGACUUCUAUAUUCAAACCCUACUAAUCAGCUUCUUUCAGUUCCAAAAGGAUGGCGCAGCGGUGACUGGUUAUGCAAUUGCGGUUUCCACAAUUAUUCGUCUCGAACACAGUGCAAAAAAUGCAAUGCUUUUCCACCAGCUCUUGGAACGAAGCGAUUAGCAUCGGAAGAGCUUGUUCAUGACUGGGAUAACAAGAGAUUGAACGUAGGAAGUACAGUUGGGCAUCAGCAAUCCAAUCCUGGGUUUGAGCAAGUGGUAGGCACCAGUGCUAACCCUGUAACUGGACCUUAUGCUUCAUAUCCUCCCAGUGUAAGCUCAGGCAUGGCUCCGAAUUUGCAAGUCCUCAUGCCAUUGACACAGCAAACAACGACACCUACACUCCUUGGCAAAGGAGCAAAGCAAUGGCGUAAUGGGGAUUGGAUGUGCACAAAUUGCAACAAUCAUAAUUAUGCGUCUCGGUUAAAUUGCAAUAGGUGCAAGACUCAAAGAGAUGCAACCGCUCAGCCGGUCAAUGUCAUGUAG
This is a messenger RNA of Prunus armeniaca (apricot), 972 nucleotides long. The record is from the annotation of a GenBank genome assembly. NCBI's taxonomy places the organism in Eukaryota, Viridiplantae, Streptophyta, Magnoliopsida, Rosales, Rosaceae.